Molecule: messenger RNA, 294 nt
Organism: Mesorhabditis spiculigera
Lineage: Eukaryota; Metazoa; Nematoda; Chromadorea; Rhabditida; Rhabditidae
Source: the annotation of a GenBank genome assembly
AUGCUAAUUAGUUUCGCGGGGGCGGCGCUGCACUGUCCGCUUGGACUCGCUACGGAAAUUGGCGAAAUUCCGAUGAAAACGAUCGAUAAAUGCGCCUGUUGCCAUAAGGAAACCGUCUACAUGACCGACUCGCAAAAUACGCUCUACAACUGCCUACAAGCCGCCGAAUGCCAGGAAAUCAUGGGCAAAUCGAAGAAUACGAUUUGCCAACAAAAACAGAAGAAGUUCGAGCUGUUCGGCCGGAAAAUCGACCGCAAAGUGGAGACGUGCAUCAGCAAGACGGAUAAUUUUAAC